Molecule: messenger RNA, 2067 nt
Organism: Acanthochromis polyacanthus (spiny chromis)
Lineage: Eukaryota; Metazoa; Chordata; Actinopteri; Pomacentridae
Product: dr1-associated corepressor
Exons: 5
Coding region: 17-451 (144 amino acids)
Biological process (GO): positive regulation of transcription by RNA polymerase II; negative regulation of transcription by RNA polymerase II; transcription by RNA polymerase II
Cellular component (GO): nucleus; negative cofactor 2 complex
Molecular function (GO): core promoter sequence-specific DNA binding; RNA polymerase II general transcription initiation factor activity; transcription coactivator activity
Source: RefSeq, a predicted model, not a curated record
CCUAAUUUCAUCUUUAAUGCAGAUCGUUAUUUAUUAUUUAAUUUCCAUUUGUUCUCAGAAGCGCAUCAAGAAGAUCAUGCAGAAGGACACGGAGGUCGGCAGGAUUGCGAUGGCUGUUCCUGUGAUCAUCUCUCGAGCCUUGGAGAUGUUCCUGAAGUCUCUGCUGACUAAAACCUGCCUGAUCACUCAGUCCAAGCUGAGUGCCGUCGUUUCCGUGGCUCACAUGAAGCAGUGCAUCGAGUCAGAGAAACUCUUCCACUUCCUUAAAGAUUUGGCAGAAAGAACUUCGACUACGGCGGCCCAGAAGGACAACAGAACGGGGAUGAACGUGUGGCCGUUAUACAGGAACAAAGGACACGAAAUUUGUGCUAAAAAGCCGCCCGAAGCCGCAGAAACGUCUCUGGACAACGAGGACAGCUCCAGUGAAUCGGAGCUUUACAUCUGCUUAUAACCAGCAGAAACGGCGUCGAAUCGUCGUUUAAUUUCUGUUCAACAGGAUAAAAGUGACGUUUACGACUACAACGUUCAUAUUUAAGGUGUUUAUGGGAAAAACAUUUAAGUUUAGUGCUUUGUUGGAUAGAAAUGGUUAAUUUUGAGGCUAAAUUAGUUUGUUGUUAGUUUUCAGCACAGAAAUCUAAAUAAAUCAUGAAUUUUUAGUUAAUGAAAAGUUUGUUCGGAUGUAAAAUUAUAGUUUCUUGUAUUUUUAAAACUGUGCAUCUUUUUUCUUGUCUUUUCUUUUUUACUGUAGUUUGAUGUUUUUUGUUUUGUUUUGGUUGUUUUCCAGUAAGAGGAUCUUUAAAACUUUCACUUGUAAAUUAAUGUUUUAAAGACAGAAAACACUGAAAUGAAAUAAAUAACGUGUGAAUAAAUAAUUCCACCCAGAUGAAGAAUAAAAAGCAGGACAAGAGGAACAGACAGAUGUUUUUGAAUUAUGCUGCAGCUUGAAGGAGAAUAUUCCAGUUUUUGCAGCAUUUUUUCUGCUUUAUUUGAUGAAACCUUUCUAUAUUUUUGUUGUUUUCAGCCAGAAAAUAUUUAAAAAACUAAUAGUUCCCUGCAUUAUUCUUUAAAAACAAACAUUUGCUGUCAGAUAAAUGCAGGAGAAAGUGGAAGAUUUUGCUCCAAAAUGUUGUAAAAUAACAUAAAAAUCCUCAAUUGAAGUACAAGUGUGUGAAAAUGGUACUAGAGUAUCUAGAGUACUUUCAACCACUGGGUAAAAUCUUCACAUUUAAGAACCAGCACAACAGAAAAAGCACAAAUAUUCCGUCUGAAAUGUGAAGGAUAAAAGUUGCAAAAACUGCAAAUACUCGAGUACGAGUUCCUCAAUUAUGCUUUAGGAAAGUACUUGAGUAAAAGUACUUUCUGCUACUGAGACAUCGUGGAGAUGACUUUAAAAGACCCCAAAAAAACUGCUUGCUAUUAGAUCCUUUAGUUUGAAGCUCAGAAAACAAUGAAUUUAGUUGUUUUUGUUCUUUUGAAAUGUGAUUUGAAGCCAUUUUGUUUGUUUUUCUGACAUUUGAUCACAGCUGAUGCCACUUCAAUGAGAAUAUUCUACUUUUUGCAAUUUUUUUUCCCCCUUUUUUGCUGUCGUUUGAAGAUAUUUGUUGAAACUUUUCUAUUUUUUUUGUUGUGUUUCAGUAAGAAAAGACUAAAACAAAACGUGAGCUGCAUCGAUUUCUCAAACCAAACUUGUAAAUUAAAGUUCCAAAGACAGAAAAACACUGAAAUGAAACGAAAACAAACAACGUGAGGGAGAAUAAAAACAGCAGAGGAGCGUACAGGGAUCGAUUUUAUUCCAAGAAACUAAUCUUUUUACACGGCGGUGGGGUGAAAUGAGGAAUAAAUAGGUGCUUUUUUUUUUAUUCUGAGAGCUUUUUCUUUUACUGGAAAUGUACACUUUGAAGCCAAAUGAAGCAGAACGUCUCUUCAGUUGCUACGCUGCGACCUGCGUGAGGAAACGUUUCCGCCGUAGGUCCGAGAAAAGACGCCGCCGGCUUCGUGAUGGAAAUCAAGUGAGAACGGAUAAAAACGUUACAGUACUGCUGAGGAUCCUCCGAAACCAAACAUGCA